AGUGCCUCAACAGCGCCUCGUACUGCAGAAUAACAACUCAAAACACGUUCAGAGUUUUAUUUAAAAUAUCCUAAAAUCUCAUGUUUUACUUAAUGCAUUUUAUUAUGACACACUGACGGAAAAAUCACGUUUAUAAAUAAAGUCACAUAUACAUCGCGUGUACCUUCGCAUAUAUUGAGUUUAUGACUGAUUUCAGCGGGAUUUCUGUUCGUCUGGACUGAAGAACACAAAGCGCCUCAUUUGACAUUUCAUUUCAUUCAGAUUGAAAUACACAAACAUGUAGUCGAAUGUGAAGGACGUGACAUAUGAACGUGUUUAAUGCACAUGUGAAGUCGCGUGAGAUAAGUUUAAACUCGUCUGAGGUGAUGGAUGAUAAUGGAUCAUAACAAGAGUCUGUUUAUUAAAGCCCUGGAUAGAUGUGAGGACAGGAGAGAUGGAGGAUAUAAGCUGACGUGGAGAUGUUCUCUCUCAGAUGAUAGUGAAGACGACAGCAGAAAUGACGCCGCCCUUGUGACCAUGGAGCCAGCAGGUGGCCAGCAGGAUCUUUCACCUGAGGGAAUGAAGUCUCCAUCUGUUAAAGGCUUCAGUCCCAAUCAGUCUAUGAUGACUCAUGAACGACAUCCAAAUCAUUUACGGCCACUCAACAGAACCGGCAAGCUCAGUGAAGCGGCUCACAGCUUUCUGAUCAUGAGUCCAGCGCCGUCACAAGGAGUCGUGGUUCAGGGGCGGAUCUUUCAGCACGCACAAGUUUCUCCUCCAGUCAGAAAGCUGGAACAAAGAAACCAUGACCUGAAGGAAAGAUCCGAUAUGAUCCAAGAGCUGGAUAGCAUCGUUCUCACCUGUCCUGACACAUCAUCAGAUUCAGGAGACAGCUCUCUUAAGAGGCGUGUCCAGCAGAAACGACGGCCAAUGAUUGACAGUCCCGUUCCUGCGGUCAAACCAGUCGAUCCGCCCCUUCGACCUGAUGAAUAUGUCAGCGUGUGUGGUAAAUGUGGCCAGGGCAGUGAGGAUCACGUCAAAUGUGAUCACUGUGGAUAUCGGCUGCCUGCUGAGACUCCGCCCGUUCCUGACGGUACAUCCACUCUCGCCCCUCGCCCUCCCAUUCGCUCUCAGUCCUUGUCUGCUCCUCACAGUCUUCUCAUCAGCAAGAAUUUCUAUGGCUCUGCCUCUGGGGGGCGCUCUCAAGGCCUAAACAUCGUAGUGAAUCCAACGGUGCGAAUCACUCACGGAAAUGUGCUCGUCUCGUACAACGAAAGGCCUGUACCGGGUUCUGGGAGCUUGGCAUCGAACGGGCACAAACAAGUUGUGGGCAAGAAACAGCAGGUUACCAAGCCAUGUGAAUUAAACGACCCUAUUGUUCUGUCGAGCGAUGAGGAAGAGGAAAGCGAUAACUGCAGCAGCACGGGGACCAUCAACCGUCUGGACAGCGUCUCGCCGCGGCCUGCCGACUCGGCUCACUCGUCUCCAGCACCCUCUGGUGGUCGGGUGGAGGCCGCGAUUAAAGGUGCCAGUGAACUGGAGGACAAUAUCUGUGACUUUUUCACAGAGAAGAAUCACAGAACUCUGCAGCCCAGGAGGAAUCGCAUGAGGGAUCCACACGGGUUAGUGUGUGAAGAGCCAUCUCCCUUGAAGAAGAGGAAAGUGGGUCAGCAGCAGCAGAAGUGGGACAGUAUUAUUCUGGAGUGCAGGAGCGUGAGGAUCGGCACGCUACGCCGGAUGGUCACCAAACCCGUUGUUUUUACAGUGGAUUACAUCGAGUUUGAGACAGAAGGUCGUGAGGUGGAUGUGAUGGAGAGCGUUCGUCUGAGGUCAUCAGAGCUGAUCAGCUGCGAGUGGUGUAAAGUGAAGAAGCUGCCGGUUCUCUUUCUCCAGACCACGGAUGAGGAGUGUCAGCGCUUACGAGAUCAGCUGGAGAUGUGUCAGGACAGCGAAGGGGAAUGGUACGACUGCGGAGGUGACAGCGAUGAGAAGUAUAUUGUGUUGAUUUUUGAGAACGGGCCUCAGUUACAAGAGCAAAUAAUUCUGGAGGACAUUCUGGGUGAGAUCGGCCGAAGAAACAAACUGGAAGAUUUUCCUUUAAAGAUCAGCUUCGAUAAGGCCAACAAUCGACUGGUCGAGUACAAUAAAGCCUCCAAAGAGAAAGAAAAGGCAAAAGAAGACAACGGUAAACCUGUAGAAUCAGCAAGAUCAUCAUCUUUAACAUUAUCAGCCUCAGCAUCCCUCUCGGUAGUGACAGUUACUGUGGCAACAGCAACCACGGCCACGACAGCCCCCGUCUCGUCAGCAGCGGCAAGCGUCCGAACACGCAUGUCUGCACGACUCCAAGCUUUCUGUGAAGAGGAUGAUGAUGACGACAUGUCAGAAAUUCACCCAACAUUCACUGGCCCAGUCGUCAAGUUGAUGGUUUACCCCCCGCCUCCUGCCAAAGGAGGAAUCUCUGUAACCAACGAGGACCUCCACUGUCUGAACGACGGAGAGUUUCUCAACGACGUCAUCAUUGAUUUCUAUUUAAAAUAUGUGUUUCUGGAGAAGCUGAAGAAGGAGGAUGCCGCCAGCAGUCACGUCUUCAGCUCUUUCUUCUAUAAGAGACUCAAUCAGAGAGAGAGAAGAAACGCUCCCGACACGUCCAACCUACCGAUACAGAAGAAGAAACACAACAGAGUGAAGACGUGGACACGUCACGUGGAUCUCUUCCAGAAGGACUUCAUCUUUGUGCCCAUCAAUGAGUCUGCACACUGGUACCUCGCCGUCAUCUGUUUUCCUAGUCUUGACGGGGUUCAUAAUGAGCCAAACUUGCUGUACCAGCUAUCGGCUGCAGCCCAGAGCUCGGCCGUCUCCUCCGUCCCGCCCGCAGAAGAGGAGGCGCCAGAGACCGGCCACCACGCAGCCGCUGUGACGGCCCAGCCUGAAGCGUCCGAUGAGGCCGGCCAGCAGUACACAGAUGGUUUACACAGAAUAAUGUCGUGUUACGCGGAAGACUCGUGUCGCUUCUCUGACGACCAAAGCUCAUGUCCGGAUGAUUGUAGUGAAGACGGCACUUUUCUUGAUGACUGUAGGAACUCUGACAGAGUGGAGUGGACGUCUAAACCCACCAUUUGCAGACAGCCUUGCAUUCUAAUCAUGGAUUCCCUGCGUGGGCCGACCAGGUCGACUGUCGUGAAGACGUUACGAGAGUAUCUGGAGGUGGAGUGGGAGGUCAGAAAAGGCUCACAGAGGAGUUUUGGGAAAGAUGUGAUGAAGGGUUCGAGUCCUCGUGUACCCCAGCAGGAUAACUUUAGUGACUGUGGUGUUUAUGUGCUGCAGUAUGUUGAGAGCUUCUUCGAGAAUCCAAUUCCAAGCUUUCAUCUGCCGAUGAACUUAAUGGACUGGUUUCCCCAGCAACGGAUGAAAACCAAGCGUGAGGAGAUCAAGGAUGUCAUUCUGAAGAUUCAGAAGCAGCAGCAGGUGAACGCUGAGAGCACUGAACCCACUGACGGCUGUCAGAGUCCGAGCGAGGACAGUUUAGAGUCACCUGAUCUAAUCCCAUCCGUCAGCUCUUAAACUUUGUACACGCUGCUACGCUUCACCAUCACGUGACUCAAAAAAACACCAGGAGCCAAUCAGGGCCUUGUGUGAUUACACGCUGCUGGACAACUCUAUGAUUUCUAACGAAACUGUUCCGAUGACAUCAAUAUCAAAACGUUUUUUAUUUGUAUUAAAACAAAUCGUGUACAUAAGCUAGGCUUUUUUCUUUAUUUUGCCACGUUAUUUGCUGCCUCUUGAGUAUUAGAGUUUGUCGAUUGGUCACGUCUUCUGCAACAUAUGUGAAAUAAAAGUUCAUGUGUUCAUUUUUGGUAAUGUUGUGUAUUCUGAUGUGCCUGAAGGGUUAAACGGAACUGUUCAGUGUUGGAAAUGAAGGCUGUUUUCGGGUCGGGCAGUACGUGAGCAAACAUUGUUAUAGGACAGCAACAUGAAAAUCAUUUUUGAAUGUUCUACACGUUGUUCAAGACUGCUUUUCUGCGCUGGUACAGUCUAAUACAGUGACUUGAAGCACCAACAAUGAGCCUUUACGUUUUAUAUAUACUGUACAUAUAAGAAUGUUUACAUGUUGUUUUGACUGUUCAAUGGAACGUAUGAAAGCUUUUCUUAAAUACAUCAUCAGUGAAGUCCAAAAAGAUGUUGUUUUAUGACGCUAUUGGACUUUCAUUUAGUAAAAGCGGCUACUUUGAAGUCAGCGCUGGCAAAAAUUUGCUCUUGACAAUGAUUCAUUUCACUUACAAUGCCAUGAAUUCAUUAUUUUCAAAUGAAUCAUAAAUACUAAAGACAUAAAUAAACAAAACAAGAUGACACUCGUACAGUAAAACAACACACCAGGUUCAACAUGUUCACUGGGUUUACAAAUUUAGACAUCACAUUUAAAAAAAAAUUAUUAAAGUUUAGCGCUUACAUAAGCAUUAAUUAAUGCGGCACAUUCAUAUAAUCGACUCAAUGUUGUUUAUUUCUUGUUUUGAAUUUCUUAUCAUUUUCAAAGCAUCUAGGUGUUUGCUCAAUGAAGAAUAACCAUGGUUCCUUUUCUGAGGAUGCUUGGAGCUAAUAAAUCGCACCUUGCAUGCGCCCUAA
Messenger RNA from Triplophysa rosa, 4599 nucleotides. RefSeq names its product SUMO specific peptidase 6a (gene senp6a). The coding region runs from base 370 to 3540 and encodes 1056 amino acids. Gene Ontology annotation, cellular component: cytoplasm; nucleus. Gene Ontology annotation, biological process: regulation of kinetochore assembly; protein desumoylation; regulation of spindle assembly. Gene Ontology annotation, molecular function: SUMO-specific endopeptidase activity. NCBI's taxonomy places the organism in Eukaryota, Metazoa, Chordata, Actinopteri, Cypriniformes, Nemacheilidae. The record is from RefSeq and is a predicted model, not a curated record. The transcript has 24 exons.